This is a messenger RNA of Penicillium daleae, 1011 nucleotides long. RefSeq lists its product as uncharacterized. The record is from RefSeq and is a predicted model, not a curated record. The transcript has 2 exons. NCBI's taxonomy places the organism in Eukaryota, Fungi, Ascomycota, Eurotiomycetes, Eurotiales, Aspergillaceae. Gene Ontology annotation, molecular function: chitin binding. Bases 1 to 1011 code for a protein of 336 amino acids.
AUGUUCAUCCUUCUACCAAGAUUCCGUGAAUGGACUUGUCUUUUUCUCCUGUUAGGAUCAACCACUGCAAUCCAGGAACCCGCUACCCUGCUUUCUCGAGAUGAGAGUGCCAUCUGCUCUACCUACACUGUUGCCGGAGAAGACACCUGCGCCAAAAUUGCUCAAAGCCAUGGGAUCACCGUGAAAAACAUUGAAGACUAUAAUGCUCAGACUUGGGGAUGGUCUGGCUGUGCUCAGAUACAACAGGGCGCUUUCAUUUGUGUAUCAUCUGGAGAGCCUCCUAUGCCGGUCGCUCUUCCGCACGCUACAUGUGGCCCACAAGUUCCUGGUACCGUCCGUCCCAAGAAGUAUUCUGAUCUUGCUUCUCUGAAUCUCUGUCCGGCAAACCAGUGUUGCUCCAAAUCCGGCCAGUGCGGGACUACUUCGACGUUCUGUGGUUCAGCGAACGGCUGUAUCUCUCACUGCAAAGAGGGCGCAGAUACUGCUGCCAGCGCGAGGACUGCCACUGAGCAUACAGUCGCCAAGUCAACCAGCACUACUUCCUCGAAGUCAACUACCACCCAUCACGCCACGACCACAACUUCCAAAACGUCCAAGACCACCACCGCAGCUGCAACUUCAUCAGGCGCCCACUGGCAACUCACAAUGUACAGCAAAAAGAACUGCGAGGGAGACUAUUACCUACUCCAAGGAUACGACUCUGGGCUCGACCACUGUCUACAAUUGCAGUCUGCGUUAAGCACUGUUGUCUCUAAUACGGGUGUAUCGUGUCGUUGGUGGCUCAAUGGUGGAUUCUCCGGCUGGACAAGCUGCGACAAAAGUGACCUGAAAAAGCCCGUGACCUGGUUUAUGAAUAGGGGUUCGUGCUUGGUUUACUCUGAUACUGCAUGUAAGGAGUACUCGGGCACGAUCAAUGGAGGAACACAUCUGGGGUGUCAAAGUGUGAACCUUAUGGCAACUGAGCCGGAUACUAAUUUUGGAUCUUUGAUGUGUGCGGGUUGGCCAGCUUAG